Molecule: messenger RNA, 2868 nt
Organism: Macrobrachium nipponense
Lineage: Eukaryota; Metazoa; Arthropoda; Malacostraca; Decapoda; Palaemonidae
Product: chorion peroxidase-like
Exons: 15
Coding region: 85-2802 (905 amino acids)
Biological process (GO): response to oxidative stress
Molecular function (GO): peroxidase activity; heme binding
Source: RefSeq, a predicted model, not a curated record
GUUAAAAAGGUAGAGAGACUGCCCUCUGAACUUCAGUUCUCUCUUUUUUGGCAAAAUCAUAAGACCACUCCUUAUGAAAGGACCAUGGUUCCCGCUGUGAACGCAACUCUGCUAAGGGCCUUGACCCUACUUUUGGGGUCAGGGAAGACCCCAAACGAGGGUGUCAAACUAUCAUAUGGAUCGUCAGAACCGCUAAGUAAUUCCUCCCCCUGCGACAUACCGGAAGGAUGUCACGCUUGCUACGAUCCCUGCGCCUUGGAUCCUCCAGAGCCCUGCAGAAGAGAUCCUUUGGCCGGAAUUCCUACAGAUGAUGACAGCCUCGCCAUCCUCGCUAGCCUAGAUUGGCCUCGGAGAGAUCUGCAAUGGUUCCUCGAGGCUUUCAAAGCAGCCAACAACAACUUUGAAUUUGUGGAGCAGACAACUACUACUUCACCGUUUAUCAACCUCAGUGUCGGCAGAAGUAAGAGGAAGGGUGUGGAGAAAGUGGAUCCACGACAGAAACAGAGCGUAUCUGCAGCGGUAUUCGAAGGGCCAAUCGUCAUUACGGUGAAUUGUGGCACAGUGUCCGAAGAGCAGAUCGUGGACGUGGAGGAUUUCGCGAACGAAUUUCGACUUGAUCUCGUCCUCUCGCUCUUGAAGAAAGACACGUCAAAAAUCCAGUUGGAAGCAAUUCAGCGAGGAGUAGAGACACUGACCCAAAAGGAAACCCUGGAGCAGAGUCUUCGGGAGCAAAACGUAACCUUUGGAAACAACAGCGCCACCCUCAAGCAUCAGUUGGCCUUCCGGAAGACGGACAUCAUCUCCACGCGAUUGGCGAAGGUCGGCACCGUCAUCAACGCGGCCGUCAGUGGCUUUGGCGAAAUGACUGGUUUACCAGGCAUUAGCUCAGUUGGUCUCAUAUUCCUGGGUGACCUUCCUACCUGUAAGAACAGGUUCAGCUCGUUCUUGAGACCCAGGUUGGCGGUUUGCAACCCGAACGAUCCUUAUCGAACGCUGGACGGGAGUUGCAAUAACGUGGACAACGAUCUCUGGGGAGCAGCAUUCACGGCUUUCAGGAGAGACCUUGCUCCCUCGUAUGACGAUGGGGUGAGCACUUUCCGUCUGUCAGUCUUGGGAAACGGAUUACCCAGCGCCCGGCUGAUAAGCAACUCGAUGAACAACGUCAGAAGCAAACCCUCCAAAUCGUACUCCAUCUUGCACGUGACCUACGGUCAGUUUAUUGAUCAUGACCUCACAUCUACGCCCCUCUCUCGAGCAUCAUUCUUCGGUUACCCCGUUUCGGAGUCACCUAUAAGAUGCUGCUUCGAGGGCUUUGAGACACCCUUCGGCUUACAUCCAGAAUGCGCUCCUAUCAAAAUACCUUUCAAUGAUCCCCUUUACAGUUGCUUCCACCAAGAAUGUAUGGAGUUCGUCCGAUCCGCUCCUGCGAGUGGGGACUGCCAAAUGGGCCCAAGGGAACAGACCAAUCAGCAUUCGUCAUACUUAGAUGGGUCAGUUAUAUAUGGAGUCAAACCCGAAGAGACUGACGAUCUGAGAACCUUCGUAGAUGGCCUUCUAAAAAUCCAGCUCUCCAAGGAUGGCCAAGUGCUUCUUCCCAAAGACUCUGCGAGUGGAGGCCAGUGUAACACCCCGGAGAGAAUGCAGAUAGGAGAAUUUUGUUUCAGGGCAGGUGACGGUCGAGUGAACGAACAGAUUUUACUGACGUUCUUCCAGACGGUCUGGGCCCGCGAGCACAACAGGGUCGCCAAGAUCCUGAAGAGAAGCAAUGUCGACUGGAAUGAUGAGAAGCUCUUCCAGGAAACCAGGAGGAUCGUGGGGGCUCAGCUGCAGCAAAUUACUUACUCUGAAUUUUUACCGUCCCUCAUUGGGCCAACUUUGAUGGCUACCUCCAAGCUGAACCCGUUAGAGGGAGACCAACAAACAACCGACUACGUCGAGUUCAUCAAUGCAGCAAUCGCCAAUAAUUUCGCCACAGCUGCCUACCGGUUUGGACACAGCUUAAUUGCAGACAACGUCCUCUUCGUAACGAAAUACGGCAAAACUACCCCGAAGGAGUUGUCGACGAUGUUCUUCAACCCUUUCGACCUCUACAAGAAAGACGGAAUGUGCGAUGUGGCCCGCGGAGGGUUGAACCUUCCCCAAAACGCAAUGGACCCCCACUUCACUCCAGAGGUUGCAGGAAAGCUCUUCCGAGGCACAAGUCCAUUCGGUCUCGAUCUCCUCUCCCUAAACAUCCAGAGGGGGCGAGACCACGGCCUGCCUCCGUACAACAGAUGGAGAGUCCUCUGCGGUCUUCCGAGGGCAAACUCCUUCGACGAACUGAAAGAUCAAAUGACAGAGGCGCGGAUUAUGGCUCUCGCGCAAGUUUAUGACCACGUCGACGAUAUCGACCUGUACGUGGGGGGCGUGUCCGAAAACCCCAUACCAGGAGCACUUCUGGGCCACACUUUCACGUGCCUAGUACACAAUCAGUUCUACAGAAUGAAAUACGGCGACAGAUACUGGUUCGAAUACAAGGAUGGUCCAGGAGCUUUCACGAAAGCUCAAAUCAAGCAACUGCACAGAGUCACUUUAGCAAGGGUCAUGUGCAACAAUUUGCCUGAGCUCGCCUACAUCCAGCGCUGGCCGCUGAAGACCCCUGGUCCCGACAACCCGAAGGUUUGCUGUAAAUCCAUCCGCCAGUAUAACCUGGAUCCCUGGAAUCCAGACUUUGUGGAGGUGGAAGAAGAAGUAGAAGAAAAGAAAUGCUGCGAUGAUCAGUAUGGAGAUGAUUGUUGUGAAAAUGAAAACCAACGGAAAUAAUGCUGUUGAAGAUAAAGCGUUCUUAACUUCUUAUGUCAUCUUGCAUGAAUAAAUCCAAAGAGAAUA